UAUCUUCGUGGACAUUUCUUCUCUAAGCUACAAAAAUUAUAUCUCUGGAAGAAGAAGCUACACAGUGGGACGGGGUUUAUACUCGCCAAUCGCCAUUGACCUCUCGCGAGAUUCGCUUACUUAAACUAAAAUGGCGACGCUAUCAAAACUAGAGAUUGCCUCGACCUUCCUCGCUCCUCGUUCUGCUGCCGCCUUUAACUAUCGCUCUUCUUCUGCCGCCGUCUCUGUUUUCUCCAGGCCCAGAGCUACCACCGUUCCCGUCAGAACUACGCCGUCUUUAUUCUAUUCCCCGGUGGUUCGCCGUCGAAGAUUCUCAUCUGUCUCUGUCUCAGCUACGCAGACAGAAGAUUCCGAUGUUACCACUAAGAUUCCGGCAGAUAACCGGAUUCCGGCUACUAUUAUCACGGGGUUUUUGGGCUCCGGCAAGACAACAUUGCUGAAUCAUAUACUGACCAGAGAUCAUGGGAAGCGAAUAGCCGUCAUCGAGAAUGAGUUUGGUGAAGUUGACAUUGAUGGGUCACUUGUUGCUUCUAAAUCUAUUGGAGCAGAGGAUAUUGUUAUGCUCAACAAUGGCUGCCUCUGUUGCACUGUUAGGGGUGAUCUUGUCAGGAUGAUUGGAGAAUUAGUCAAUACCAAGAAAGGAAAGUUCGACCAUAUUGUCAUUGAGACUACAGGAUUGGCAAACCCGGCACCCAUUAUCCAAACCUUUUAUGCCGAGGAAGAAAUUUUCAAUGAUGUCAAACUGGAUGGCGUUGUUACUCUAGUUGAUGCUAAGCAUGCUCGUUUGCAUCUAGAUGAGGUCAAACCCACAGGUGUUGUCAAUGAGGCUGUUGAACAAAUAGCUUAUGCAGAUCGUAUCAUAGUCAACAAGACUGAUCUUGUUGGUGAGGCGGAAUUACGUUCGGUGGUGCAACGCAUAAAGACAAUAAACAGCAUGGCUCAGAUGACGCGGACAAAGUACGGAAACGUUGACUUGGAUUAUGUUCUUGGAAUUGGAGGUUUUGAUCUAGAGAGAAUUGAAAGCUCUGUGAAUGAAGACGAUAAGGGAGAUCACCAUGAUCACGACCAUGAUCAUCACCAUGAUCACGACCAUGACCACGACCACCAUCACCACGAUGAACAUGCGCAUCACAAUCAUUCUCACGAUCACACCCAUGAUCCCGGUGUUUCUUCAGUCAGUAUAGUUUGCCAAGGAAGCUUAGACCUUGAGAAGGCAAACAUGUGGCUCGGGACGUUACUGAUGGAACGCAGUGAAGACAUCUACAGAAUGAAAGGUCUCCUCUCGGUUCACACCAUGGAGGAGAGAUUUGUGUUUCAAGGAGUCCAUGACAUAUUUCAAGGAUCACCAGACCGGUUAUGGGGAAGAAACGAGGAGAGAGUGAACAAGAUCGUCUUCAUUGGUAAGAAUUUGAACAGGGAGGAGUUGGAGAAGGGUUUUAAAGCUUGCUUGAUUUGAUAUUUGCACUAGGUGUAUGUAUACUGAGGAAAUAGUCACCAGAGUUGUUGUACUUAGAUUUAAGUGCCAAGGGAUAUAAACGUCAUUGCUCUUUGUCCUCUGCGCAUCAUUAUUGUGGCAGAGGUAUUCCCUACUUAAUAAAAGUUUCAUUUCAUG
This is a messenger RNA of Arabidopsis arenosa, 1612 nucleotides long. The record is from the annotation of a GenBank genome assembly. Lineage: Eukaryota; Viridiplantae; Streptophyta; Magnoliopsida; Brassicales; Brassicaceae.